Messenger RNA from Osmerus eperlanus (European smelt), 1248 nucleotides. RefSeq names its product S100 calcium binding protein A1 (gene s100a1). The transcript is spliced from 3 exons. Gene Ontology annotation, molecular function: calcium-dependent protein binding; calcium ion binding. Gene Ontology annotation, cellular component: cytoplasm. The coding region runs from base 172 to 462 and encodes 96 amino acids. The record is from RefSeq and is a predicted model, not a curated record. Lineage: Eukaryota; Metazoa; Chordata; Actinopteri; Osmeriformes; Osmeridae.
GAGUUACUUAGCUGCAUGUGCAUUAUCAGUAGGGCCGGGGGGAGGCGCCUGAUUUUGAUUAAUUCACACAGGUGAUGAACUUCCUGGCCGCCAUAUAACAGCUGAGAUGAGGUGUUGGUUGAAGUCACAUCUUUGUCUUCGUCGUUGAGGUAUUCAAAUACAAAACUUGACAUGGGUUCCAAACUUGAGAGUGCAAUGGAAGGCCUCAUAACAGUGUUUCAUUCCUACUCUUCAAAAGAGGGGGACAAAUACAAGCUGAGCAAAGCAGAAUUGAAGAGUCUGUUGCAAGGAGAACUCGGUGACUUUCUGGCAGCCAGUAAGGACCCAUUGGUGGUGGAGAAGAUAAUGACAGACCUGGAUGAGAACCGUGAUGGUGAAGUUGACUUUCAAGAAUUUGUUCUCUUGGUUGCUGCUCUAACUGUGGCCUGUAAUGAAUUCUUUGUGGAGAGCAUGAAGAAAUGAGUGCUGAAAGCAGCUGUGAUGUGGCUUUUCUACCACUUAUUUCCCUUUUACUGAAUCAGAAUACCUGCUAAUCUCUAAUGAGUUAAGAUGUCACUUUCUCAGAUUGACGUUUUCAAAUAUGUAUGGGACAAAUUGAAAUUCACAAAUGUAAUACAGCACCAUUAAUACCACUUCUAUAUUUGCUGUCAUUUCAACAUGCCAUUACGCGUUCAGUUCUAGAUGACAUCCUGAUCAGAUCAAUAAAGGAAUGUAUCAUAGCUGUGUCUAAAUUUGAGCCAUAAUUCUACCUGGGUAUGCCAAUUGUUGGGUAUUUUAUCUGUUGGUGCUGUGACCUCUUAAAAUCUGCCCAGCCAGUCAAACUGCAAAUCUUGACCACAAUCCAACACAUGCACGUGCCUCCCAUACAAAGGAGUAAGUGCAUGUGUUAGAUCCUGUAUCUUCAUUAAUACAAGUGGGCCACGAUGCAUUCAGCAGGAACAAAAGCUUCUAAAGGCUUAACACAAGGUAGUCUCAAGCCACCUAAUACUACACAACACAUAAUGGCUGGAUGCUUCCUUAAUUAUGUAACAGUCACUUGUCUUGCAGUAAUUUGACUUGGCAAACCCCAACACAUGGAAACCCCAGUAAGGGUCUAUAAUAAUAUGGAUGUGGUAACAAGCAUUGGUUUAUUAAAAUAUGUACACUGUACAGAAAUGUCUAAAUAAAAGUCUUACAUCUUACAAAUCUUUACAGCCCCUGACUGAUGUGACAAAUAAAAAUGGGUGAAUUCCAAAGCAUUUAAUUUUA